Benincasa hispida (wax gourd) is the source of this 3989-nucleotide messenger RNA. Lineage: Eukaryota; Viridiplantae; Streptophyta; Magnoliopsida; Cucurbitales; Cucurbitaceae. The record is from RefSeq and is a predicted model, not a curated record.
CCGCCACUGCGAACCCGCUCAAAAACCCUACCUCAAGCGCUCAAACACUCCCAAGCUCUUGUCCUACUCAACUUUCCUGUCCGUCUCUCUUGAUUCCCAAACGUUUAGCUGUACAGAAGAAACCAAAGAAUAUACUUCUAUACUACAUUGAUUCAAAAUCCCUACUCCGUUUACCCUCCAACCCCAGAGGAUUUCUGCUCAGUUAAUCCAAACGCACCCAUUGGGUUUGAAAAUUUGGGUGCCGACUUCAACGGGAGGGACUAUUUGGUGAUGGUUUUGUAAAGGGGUUCUAUGGUUUCUGAGUUUAUGUGUGUCUGUGACUAGCUAUCAUUUUUGAUAUUUUCUUCAAAUAUGGAAAGAAAUUCUGCAGCUUGUGCCAUGGAAUGGAGUAUUGAGCUGGAGAAGGCUCUCCGUUCCAAGAAACCAGCAAUAGCACUCUGUAUUGAUGAGCAAUAAUACUUUCAAUUUCCGGUAUAUUCAGGUCAGGCUGUUGAAGCUAUUCUUCAGAUUGGCUCUCGACUUCAGCAAUGGAGUAGAGAGCCAGAACCCAAUGUAGCAGUAUAUAAUAUGUUUGACCUUGUUACUUGGGAGGAUAGGCUAUUUUCCAACACUAUUCUCCUACGGCUUGCUGAUGCCUUUAAGUUUGAUGACAAGUAUAUUAGACUUGCAGUUGUUAGGGUAUUCUUAUCUGAGCUUUAUAGCCGUGACAGUGCAAGAAGUAAACAAUACCAAGGGAUUCUUUCAAAGGCGAGGAUACAAAACCACCAUGAAUUACUUAGUCGAGUCAAGGUUGUUCUUAAUGGAGGAGAUCCUGAGGCUAGAGCUCUAGCUUUGAUUCUAUUAGGAUGUUGGGCACAUUUUGCAAAAGACAGUGCCCAGAUAAGAUAUCUGAUAUUUUCUAGUAUGUAUUCUUCUCAUCUUUCGGAGGUAAAAGCAUCUAUAUUUGCCGCAGCAUGCAUUAGUCAGUUAGCAGAUGACUUUGCACAAGUCUUCUUAGUGAUAUUGGUUAAUAUAAUGACUUCUACUACAUCCAUGGCCAUCCGAAUGGCUGGAGCACGAGUGUUUGCAAAAUUGGGAUGCUCACAUUCCAUCGCCAAAAUGGCUUACAAGGCUGGACUUGAGCUUGCCUCUGACUCUAGUGAAGAAGAUUUUUUGGUUGCAAUGUUAUUUUCACUAUCCAAACUGGCGUCCAAGUCAAUAUUUAUUAGUUCUGAGCAGGUGCAAUUGCUUUGCUCGAUUCUUAGCCACAAAAAGUCUGUGCGUGUUCAAGAAACAUCUUUGAGAUGUCUGUGUUUUAUUUUCAUGAAAGGAGCAUGCCAGUUUACUAAUAUGGAAUCUGUGGUCAGAAGUUUAGUUGAUGCACUAGAUGAACACAUGCUUCCAACUUCUUCACAUUGUGAUGCUCUCCGACUGUUGCGAAAGAUUCUUUUCUAUGUGCGGCCAAACCCCUCAUUUUUGGAUGCAAACGAAUACUCUAAACUGGUUAAAGCUGUUGAGAAUGCAGCCCGGUCUCCAGAGAAGUUAAAGUACCUCCUUGCUGUUCAUUUAUUGGUGGAUUUAUCAUUACAGCUUUCUGGAAAAAUGGAAGUAGAAUCAGGAGUUUGUUCAUUCUCUUUGUUGCCAUCACAGGUUAUUUCUCUAAUCAUGGAUCAAAUUGCAUCAUUAGGAAAGAUUUCAGUAGAUCUUACUCGGUCAAAUUCUGAAGUGUUUCAAGAAAUUAAAGGUUUGCUAAACCUUCUCCUGCUCAUUGUUAGUGAACAUUCAGAUCUGUGGAUAGUUCUUUUGGAGAAAAUAUGUUUAAUUGCUGAAUUACUUAUGAAUAUGCAUAAAGAUGUCUUUGAUAGUCAGCAAAGAGACGAGUACUUUGAAGGAGACAAGAAAAAUGGCAUCAGCUUCAGAUUUGCAUUCAUUUUAUAUGGAUUUGUGGCAAUCUCCAUAGGGCAUCUAGGUUCAGUUGUCUCUAUCACGUCCGAAAUAUUUGACAAGGUGAAACUAUUGGUCAACAAUGUAUGCAAAAGCUGUUUGUUCAGUAGCCAUACUUGCAUAAUCUAUUCCUUGCUAUUGAACUGUAAAUUCAUUUUGAGUUGUAGGAUACCUGAGGAUUUUAGGACUUGCAACAAUGAUGGGUUUCCAUGUUUCACUUUUUGUGAAGAUUUGACUGAAAAAGAGAUUUUUACACUUGAGUGUGCUAAGAAGUUGCUAAAAAAUGGGGAUGAAUGGCCCGCUUACAAGGCUGGGAGACAUGCAGCAUGUCAUGGAUCAUGGUUUGCUGCUACCUUGAUUUUUGGCCAUUUAAUUUCAAAGGUUCGGUCUGAUGUCUUCCAUUACUGGUUGAAAUCUUUGUUUCAGUUUGCUCUUGCGGAGAGAAAAAUCCAGUUACUACUGUUACCACAAUAUGGUUCUGGCUUGGCAAUCUGGUUAGAGAAGGAAAUGAUUCUAAACAUGUUUUCCAUUGAAGAACAAAUAAACCAACAUCAUGCUGGGAGUAUUUAUUCUGACAAACUUUUGGAGGCCUACCAGUGUCUUUGCUCUUCAGGUGAGGCCUUAAAAGCUUCUGCUGUUCCUCCGGUUCAAGCAUUUUGUUUCCAGAGAUGGUUUUUAUCGUUAAGGGCUAAGGUUUUAGGAACUGUGGGGAGCAUACUGAAGCUGUUGCCAAACAUUUCAUAUUGUAUUAGUACUGACUAUGGUAAGCUUGGGAUAAACGAUACCGCUGCCAUCCAUCAAACGGUGAACAAAUUUAGUAAAUUAUCUUUAACGUUAGAGAGGCUGUCCCAUGAAUUUGAUCUCAUUGGAACAACUUUUAUUGGAAUGGACACCAAGAGUUCGAACAUUAUUUCAGCGCUUGCACUGAAUUGCUCUCUGUUGGCCUUUUGUACUGGUUUUGCCUUUCAUGUUCCAAACUUGGCUACAACUCUAAUGACUGAAAAUGUGGAUGAUUUUAGAACUAAAUCACAUGCAAUUCUCAUUCAAAAUCUGAUUGGCAGGCUGUGGUUGGUAGAUGAUGAAACAAGUAGAAUGCUUGCACAGCUUUUCGAAAUCACUGGACCGAAUAACUGCUUGCAUUUGGUUUCAAGAGGCAAAAUAUUAGAUGUGGGGUACGAAGUAAGAGGUAUCUUGACUCUCUGUAGGUAUGCUGUUUCUGAGUUCAUCCGUUUGCAAAGCAAGUCAAACAGAGUGGAUGAGGGGACAUUUCUCCAGGUUAUCGAGGAUGGUGUGCAUUUUUUAUCAAAUAUUCUUACACAGUGGAUAAGCAUUCCAUUUCGAGUGCCCAAGUGCUUCUUUUGUGUAAGGCCUUGCAUUGGGUCUCAACUAUUUGCCACUACCAAUGCUCGUAAACUGGAUGAAAUAUCUAUCCCAUCCGGCUUCCAUCUAUCGUUGAAUCUUUGUCUUCAACUCAAAAACAUUGCCUCAAACAUGUCAGUUCAAAUCACCAAGAUGUACUGCAUUUUGUAUUGUGAUUUGUCCUUCCAGGAACUCAAGCACAAUGGUAAGAACAUGCAAAAACAUCAGGUAUAUGAAGCUUGGGAAAACGACGACAUUGUAGAAAUGCACAACAAACUGUUGCAUUACAUGACCGAGUCGAGCAAAAACGAGACCUACAUUGGCAAGUGCAGAACUUCGAAUGUUUGCAAAACAGAGAGGGUAGUCGAAGCGUUUGUGCAUUUCGAGCCAGAUGAGAAAGGGCAAGGAUUCUCAAAUUGCUUGCUUGAUGUAUCUUAUUUUCCUGUAGGUUGUUAUAGAAUCAAAUGGUAUAGCUGUUGUGUUGAUAAUAAGGGGUGUUUUUGGAACCUCCUCCCUUUGAAUUCUGGACCAUUGUUUACUAUCCAUCAACUUCCAUCAGCUGGAUGAUUUUUCAUUUGGCUUUCACUUUAUUUGAUUUAGUAGCCAUCAAAUAAUGAAGCUUACUGCUGCUGAAUUGUUUUAUGGAGAAAUAUGUGAUUUACAGUAGUUUCUUGAAUAAACAGGUCAUGGGAGGAGAUUUGUAUGUC